GAGGAGUCUGAGCUCACAGUGUCCACCUCCAACACCAAAACGAAGAAAAGCUCAGGAAAGAAUCGCAGGAAGCCUGUGGAAUCCGGCCCGGGGCUUCCGGAUAGCAGCACUAUGAUGAUGACGGCGAUCGAGAGGGAACCCGAGUACAGAGAACCUCGUAACACAGCUCGAACCCGUAACCACUCGGCCAGCGUGAAGCUGGAGAUCCCCAAAACGGUUGCAGCGGUGGACAGCCCUCUUAAACAUAAUGGCGUGUGCUCGGCCAGGCCUCGGCGGAAGGCCCCGGAGCGACGACUUCAGUGGGAGUCGGGCUCGGAUUCGGGCAGCUCAUCGGGUAGCGUCAGGGCCAGCAGGGGAUCAUGGGGCAGCUGGAGCAGCGUAGAAGGAGAGAAAGACCCCAGCAGAGCACGACAGAGAGAUCCAGUACAGUACAACAUUUACACGUCCGACCGUGAUUGUUACCCGCCACCACACUGCACCUUUAAAACUCAAAGCAUGAACAAUCUGUACGUGAACCCUGAACCUCCUGCUCUCUCACAAAGCUUCGCUGACAUAGCUGCAGGUUUGGACAGAAGCUCAGAAACGGGCGGUGCAUACAUGCCAGAGGAGACAUGGUCCGCUCCUUCUGUUCCUCUCACCAAUGGUUUCAGGUACAACAUGCCGGAACCACGCAGCGCCUACAAUCAGAACUCCAACUCCAACCCCUUUACUGGUUUCCUGUGGAAUAACACAGUCAGUCAAUGCAGCAACCCGUAUUCUUCUUAUUGCCCCCAAAUAACUACAGGCUACCAGGGAAUGGAAAUUACCAAAACAGCUUCCGUGCCGUGA
Molecule: messenger RNA, 828 nt
Organism: Silurus meridionalis
Lineage: Eukaryota; Metazoa; Chordata; Actinopteri; Siluriformes; Siluridae
Product: transmembrane protein 131-like
Exons: 8
Coding region: 112-828 (238 amino acids)
Source: RefSeq, a predicted model, not a curated record